Bactrocera tryoni is the source of this 8021-nucleotide messenger RNA. It is a transcript of the gene kon, whose product is annotated as chondroitin sulfate proteoglycan 4. The record is from RefSeq and is a predicted model, not a curated record. The transcript is spliced from 13 exons. Bases 507 to 7640 code for a protein of 2377 amino acids. Lineage: Eukaryota; Metazoa; Arthropoda; Insecta; Diptera; Tephritidae.
UCAACGUCAGUCGCAAUCGUUUACAAUAACAACAAUCAAUUUUGAGCAAUUCGACGACAAAUAAUCGUGAGCAACAAGCUAGCAUUGCACGAACAAUUACGACAAGCAAUGACUCCAGUGGAAUUAUCGACAUCAUCACCCACACCCCGAAAAUACCGAAUGUAAAAACCAACAACAGAAACAAAAAACUGAAAUUAAACUCUACUGUGAAAGAGUGGCAGCAGCAAUAAGUGCAGUGAUAAUGAUCGAAGAGCAAUUGGAACAAUCAUUUAUACGCGCCUCCCCACUCUCCUCCACUCGGUCGGUGUUUGGGGUUCGUGCAGUGAAAUAAUCAAAAUUACGUUGUGGAAGGACUAAUUGUUCGCAUUCUAAAACAACUACAAACAAUUUUUCUAAUUACUUCAUUUUCUAAAAUUUUCAAACGCACGUGUUCCUUAAACACACACACCAAUAAAUUCUCAUCACAAUUAACCUAACUUCGACGCCAAGUGAGUAAUUUGGGGAAAAUGUUGCAGCUGCGUUGGAAUGUCCUGUGUUGCACGUUGGUUGUGGCACAACUGCUUUGCCACAGCGUUGACGCUAUGAAAGUUUCGCUCUUCGGCGAUGGCUACAUCACGAUGCCGCUACAGGAGGCCAAAAUGUCCACAAAUAUACGGGUGAAGUUUCGUACACAACAGGAGAAUGCCUUUCUAUUUCUGGCCGCGGGACGCACCGAUUACUGCCUCAUGCGGCUGGAGGGCGCCACAAUUAGCUUUACCUACAAAAUUGACCGCGAAGUCAUACAGCUGCGCUCGCCAAAGAAGCAGCGUCUAAACGACUUGGAGUGGCACGAUGUGGCGGUGCAACGCUAUGAGAAUAACAUAACGCUGCAGGUGGAUGGCAAUAUCAUGCGCAAAACGCUGCCCGCCGAGAUGUCCGCGCUGAAUGUGCACUUCGGCACAUUCCUCGGCGGGGUGGGCGAUUUUCCCGCUGAGUAUUUGACUGAUGUGGUUGGCUUUCGAGGCUGCAUAUCGGAUGUAUUUUACAACAACAUCAAUAUCAUUAAACGCGCCAAAGAGCGCACGGGCCACACGACCAGCAUCGGCGUGACCUGGACGUGCAGCAACGAAUUUGAUGGCACCAUAAAGGAUGGUAUUAGUUUUCUCAAUGAAGACUCGUUUGCUUUGAUGUCGAAAGAGUCGAACGCUGCCGGCGAGUCUCUUGCAAUGCAAUUUCGCACCAUGGAGCCGGCCGGUGUGCUCUUCUUUAAUGGCGGCUAUGACUUUGUGCUGCUGGAAAUCGAAGAAGAGGCCGUUAAGUUGACAUUCAAUAAGGCUGGCAGUCUCGUACAGCUUUCGCCCAAUCAAAGUGUCUCCGACGGCAAGUGGCAUCGUAUUUUAUUGCGCUACAAUGCCGCCAUGGCGGAGCUGAUACUCGAUGAGGUCGUUUAUAGCGGCCUGCAUGCGAAUGAUACUAAAGCCACCAUCAAUUUGGAGAAGAGUAUAUUCUUUGGUGGCGUACAAGAGGAUAUGCGUAGGCGUUUGCUGAAUAAAGGUCUGCUUGUGAAUGACCUCAGCUUCAAGGGUUGCAUGCGUGGUCUUCAAGUAAAUAAGGUGGACUUAGGUUUUCCGCAAAUGAAGGUGUCACAUCAUUUAGCCGUAAAUUGCGUUUGGAAGUACCCGUGCGUGGAGCACAGACCAUGUUUGAAGAGCGGCAUUUGUAAUCAGUAUGGUGUCGAUGAGUUCAUCUGCUACUGCGACCAGUCUUAUUGCAUCAAGGCUGACUAUCAAGGUCCUUUUAAGAUCUUUACCGAAACGAGUCCCGAGCUGGAGCUGCUCUACGUGUCUCCCAUGCAAUUGCUCGAAGGCGGUACCGUCUUUUUGUCGCCACAUUUCAUUGAUGUGCUCAUUGAUAAGCGCAAGUAUCCCAGCCUAACAGACACCUCGAUUGCAUUCCACGUGGUUCAACAGCCAAAAUAUGGCCAACUUUUACAGUUCUCGGUUGAAAAAAAUAAUUUUGUGCAGAGUCGCACCUUCAAUUUGGUCGAUCUCUCCACGGACAAGGUGAAAUAUGUGCACAACGGCAUAGAGAACUUCAACGAUCAUGCUACGCUGGACAUGCAGGUGUACGGCGAUAUACAUAAGAUACCAGAGAAUAUUUUAGGGAAACAUCGCUUCCUUCUGCACGCCAACGUUACGCCCAUUAACGAUCCACCACAACUACAAAUACCCAUCAACAAAAUUUUGCGCGUGAUCGAAGGUAUUGAACGUGUUUUGGAUGUGGAUCUUUUCAACAUUGAUGAUCCCGAUAGCGUGGCAACGGCUUUAAUUUAUACUAUAAUGCCUUCAACGAACCCCGCCGAAGUAUACGGCCGUUUCGUCGUUAAUGGCAUAGCAACGAUGAGUUUCUCACAAGCCGAUGUCAAUGCGGCGAAGGUGAGUUUUCUCUACAACUCAACCACCACCGAGGCCUUCAGCUAUCAGGUGCUCUUACAUGUCUCCGAUGGCAUUGAAACGAGUGAUACUGUUUAUUUGCCGGUUUCGGUACAUCCAUUGGAGCUACGUUUGGUCAACAAUACUGGCUUGAUCAUGAUACACAAGUCCGCAUUGCCCAUAAGUUCGGCCAAUCUCUCGGUUGGCACCAAUACUGCGGAUGAGAACAUCGACAUACGUUACGAUAUAGUGAAGCCACCACAAUAUGGCGCUAUACAGCGGUUGCGGCAGGUCGAUUCGUCUUGGGUGAAUGUCGAUUGGUUCAGCGAUAGUCAAAUGUUGCUUGGACACAUAAGAUAUGUGCAUGCCACCGAGUUUCCGUGGCAAGAUGAGUUUAAGUUUGUUGCAUCUUACGGUUUUGUGACCACACAAACAUUUGACUUCCGCAUCACCUUUACACGUCUCCGCAUAAAUUCCGCGAAACCUUCAAGCGUCAUGGUUAACGGCACACGUGAGUUCAUAUUGACCAGCGACGUAUUGACCUAUGAGACGGUGCCGAUUGACACAUUUCCACGGAAUAUAAUCUACAAAAUAGUAAAACCAACGAAAUAUGGUGGAAUCUUUGUCGAAGGGUCGCGAAAAUAUGCAAAGGAAAUGGACUCCUUCACCCAACAAGAUAUUGAUAAGAAUCGUAUACGCUACAAAACACAUCUCACCAGCUAUUCCAAUUUCAUAGAUUACUUGGAAUUUGUGGUCUCCGUUGCUGAGUGUGACGACGUAAUCGGUCGUCUGACAAUACGCUAUGCACCACUCGAGUCGAACACAGACAAAUUGACUUAUCAGAAACGUGAGAUACUGCUGGUGCAAGAAGGUGAACGCGCUCUAAUUACUAAGAACCACUUUGAGAUACGUUUUAAUCUCUAUGAGAGUCUACAAUUCACCGUGACUGAAACGCCUAAGCACGGCACACUUUGCCGCUAUGAUGAGCCAUCCGCGAAAGUUAUAACGAUAACUGAGUUUACAUUGGAGCAGUUAUUUUUGAAUGAUGUCUACUACUGUCAUGAUGACACUGAAUCCACUGAAGACGUUUUCGAUCUGCUCAUACUCUCCACCGAUGGCACAGAUUUGCAAUUUGUAGCCGACAUUGAUGUACGCAUCAAAUUGAUCAACGAUAAUGCACCCUAUCGCACGGCGGAACGUGUUUUUCACGUGGUGCGUGGUGGCUACCGUACCCUCAGUCCCGACGUGUUGCAGUACUUGGACGCCGAUGUGAAUACAAACCGUUCGGAUAUUUUGUACAUACAUGUUUCGAGCACGAAUGGAGCCUUCUACAAGAUGGGCAAUUUCAUAGACACCUUCAGUCAGGAUGACAUCACAAAUAGGCGCAUAGCUUUUCAGCAUAAAGGACCCGAUGUUGGCACGGCAUCAUUUAUAGUGACAGAUCGUCAGCAUGAGGUGAAUGGUUUGUUGGAGGUGCAUGCCUCUGAUCCAUUCGUAUCAAUGCUGCCGACGAAUGCUUCGAUCGUGCAAGAGGGAAAAUUUGUUAUUUUACGCAAUAAAGAUUUUAUAUUGGAGACUAAUUUGGACAUGAAGUUGGAUGAGAUCUAUUAUGAGGUGAUCAAGCCACCAGCUUAUGGUAUACUCAUGUAUUUGGGCAGAUCACGAAAUGGUGGUAAUGAUACUAUGACGGGCCAAUAUAAAUCAGCGAAUCUGACCUCGCUCACUAAUUUUACACACUUGGAUAUUGAGCGUGAUCGCUUGGUCUACUGGAACACGGAGAUUGCGUCCAUGGACAAAUUGCGUUAUCGCGUGCACAUAAAAAACAUCUCAGCUGAGGGUGAGGUGAUCAUGCGCAUAUACCCUUCAGCCUACUGGGAACCCUUGCAGGUGAAAAAGAACCAAACGCUUAAUGUGGAGGAAUCUACGAGUGUGCUGAUCUCACGCGACGUACUGGAGGUCGUUCAUCCCAAUAUCUCUCCGGGUGACAUUACAUUCUUGGUUACUUCUUCACCAAUGCAUGGCUAUUUGGAAAUGCAAUCCAUGUCUUUCGAUGAUGAAUACAACUGCAAGGUCUUCGAUCAGUCCGCAAUAAAUACAGAGAAAAUGUUCUACAUACAAGCCGGCGUUAAUCAGUCCAUGGACUAUUUUAUGUUUGAUGUGACAAAUGGUAUUACUUGGCUGCGCAACUUGAUGUUGAAAAUAGUCAUCAUACCAGAGAAGCUUUAUAUGCAUACGAAUGUGGUAUCCGUUGUUGAAGGAAAAACGGUCCAGCUGAGCUCUUCGGACAUCCAGCCUUUCUCCGAGUAUUAUCGUGGCAAAAUACUGGAAUACAUAAUAACUAUAGCGCCGACUUCGGGCUACAUUAUGGCAGCCAAUUCCAAGGUGAAACGUUUUACUCAAAAACAACUGGAUCAGGGCAGCAUACAGUAUUUCCAUAAUGGCAAUGAGAAUGCGACAGAUGUUAUGACAUUAUUAGCUACAGCAAGGAAUAAAGAGAGCGUGCCAUUCGAGUUGGAGUUCUCCGUGGUGCCGGUCAAUGAUGAACAGCCGAUGGUGGUUACAAAUACCGGACUGCAAGUGUGGAGUGGUGGCAAAUACAUCAUCAAGUACACAGAUCUUAUGGCGCAAGACUACGAUACACCAGCUGAUAAUAUAACCUUUAUCGUCAAUUACAUUUAUGGUGGUUAUUUGGCCAAACGUGGCGAUUUGCAACAAAAAAUUGAUACUUUCACUCAAGCACAAAUUAACAACGAAGAGAUUUGCUUCAUACACGAUUCAACAUCGCGUCGCAACGAAAUGUCAUUUAUGGUCACGGAUGGGCUCUUUAACACCACCGAUCAAUUGUUGAAUAUCGCCAUAAGGCCUGUAGAGAUACUCGAAGAGCGCAACACGAAUUUGCAUGUCUUUCCGCUCACCAAAAAGCAAAUUUUACGCGAUCAUUUAUAUUUCCGUUGCUCGGAUGAAGGACGUGAUAUUUAUUAUAACAUAACAGUACCGCCGAGUCUGGGACGUAUAGUGAAUGAAUAUUCAGAUAAUGGUUUCUCGAAGGAAGUUACCGGCUUCACACAGAACGACAUCGAUAAUGGACGCAUUUUCUACGAGCACACUUCGGUCAUAAUGGAGUUUCGUAUAAACGAUUCGUUUUACUUUGAUGUGGUGGUCGAUCGCAGCGAUCGCUUGCUGGAUCAAAAGUUCAAUGUGGAAAUAUCCGUUUCUUCGGGUGGUCUACUGCGCUUUUUGCCCGUCUCGAAACUGCAAGUGGAUGAAGGCGGCUCAGUGCCAAUUAAAUUGGACUUCUCUAAGAUUUUGGAGUAUUUGAAAACACGUGCUGGCAUAAAUAAUCCCGAGUUAUAUAUUGAGGCAACUCAAAAACCUAUGCAUGGUAGUAUUGGACUUGGGCAUGAGUUCAAAGCGAUGCAGACUUUUCAGCCAAGCGACUUUUUGACUAAGAAAGUUUAUUAUAUACACGAUCACUCCGACACGCUGGAUGAUACGAUUUUAAUGUCGGUGUAUCUGUCGCAAUACCUAGCGCAAGGCAACAUUUUUCUCUGCAACCUCACCGUGCCGGUUUCCAUAAAGCCGAUAAACGAUCAGCCCUUCACACUCGUUACACAUUUUCCACAGAUGACCGUAGUGGAAGGUGAAAACCAAACGAUUACGCGCAACAUGUUACUUACCGAAGACAAGGAUACACCACCCGAUGAGAUCGUCUACGAUGUGAUGAGUGGACCCACACUUGGUGUACUCAAGAAGAUCAGUGGCGACGGACACGCUGAAGAUUUGCUGGCAUAUUCGAAUCAGUUCACACAAGCCGAUAUCAAUAAUGGACGCAUUGUUUUUGUUCACUUCGGUACACCGCAGUCCACGACUUUCUGCUUUACCGUCUCUGAUGGACAAUUCAAUCCGGCUUAUGAGGUGUUCACCAUCAAAAUUGCGCCCAUCAGCUUACUGCCAGCAGACUACCAAUAUCCGGUGCUGGUACCGCAAGGCGCCACCACUACCGUUAUGAAGCUGGAACACAUCUCUUUGCGCACGAAUGUGCAACAGGCACGCCUGUCGUACAACAUAACUAAUUCACCACUAUAUGGCAUAAUCGUUUAUAAGCACCAGCCCACACUGCGCUUCAACCAACAACAACUGGAGACGGCACAAAUCAAUUACAUGCAAACGGAUCUGAAUCGCUCCAAUGACACCUUCCAAGUGAGCGCUUAUGUGCCGGGCACCAUAUACACCGCCACGGUGGAUGUGUUGGUUGCCGUCGAGCCGGUUAUCAAAAUCACGAAUAUUUCUAUGGUGAACGAAUUGGGCAAGGUGCGCUUGCAGUCCGUGCUCGUCGCCGAUAAUCCACUCUCGCUGAAGUUGAACAAAUUCAAUCCGAAAUUUGUCAUCACACGCAUGCCUAUCACCGGCCAGCUACGGAAGAUUAUACGUAGCACUGGCCUAGCACCCGAGUCGCAAAACGAACGCUCCACCAAUACGUUUUCGUAUAAGGAACUGCGCAGUGGCGUUGUCUACUUCGUGCCGAACGAAGCGGUGGAGCUUACAGUGGAGGAUAUGGAUUACUUUGAGUAUCAGUUACACAUUAAGACCGUGCAACCGGCACAGAGCGUAGUCCAUAUUGAGUAUCGUGCGCCGCAGGACACCAGUGGCAAUAAAGUCACCAUGGCCAGUAGCGAGUUCAGUUUCAAUUACGUGGCGCUGUUGAUAGUGCUCAUUGUACUCAUAGUCUGUAUCUUGGUGGUGAUGUUGCUACUCAAGAUACGUUACCUGCGUCGCGACAAAGCCGACAUUUCGAAGGAUCAACCACCAGCUUUGCCUUGUCCGCCCGAUUUGACUUCAGUUAGUCCGCAACAUCAUCACCACCACCAUCAUCAUCAUCACUACGCCAACUCGGAGGCUGACUCAGUGCCCGCUACCGGCGCUUCCACGCCACUACCCGGUUUCAGUAACAUACCACAUUGCAAGAUUAUACCAGUUGAGUCUUACAAACAUGACUAUCCCGACUAUGAUCCCGACGAAGGUGAUGAAACCGAUGAUGCUCAGCAAAUGAUGUUGCCGCAGCGUUACAAUCCCUAUCACAUGGAGAAUGAUACGUGGAGUUCAUCGUGCGAUAUGGCCAAUGAUUUUGGUGGCUAUUCAACGGUACCGCAAAGUAGCGCGCCAACAGCAACACCGCCCUCAGCGCCGGCUAGUAAUCCGCUCUUGCGCAGAAACCAGUACUGGGUUUAAGUUACGAUAUAUGUGAGGGAACUGACUUUAGAAUUAAGGGUAGUAUGUGCAGUCCAUGGGUGGUCCAGUGCCUUUUGAGAGUUUCAUAGUUAUGUAAUAUAAAUUAUUCGAUAAUUGAGUACUUGAGUGACUAAUAGCGUUAAGAAAACUGUGUAGAGCUAGAAUUUUAUACAUGUGUUUACAAAUAUACUCCCAUAUUUAUGUUGGCCAUUUAACUUGCCAGGUCUUAUGUAAACCCGAAAGAAGUGUAACUAUAGUUUGUAGUGAGUUGUACUUAGCUACAAGUCGGCCAUAUAUUCGAAACCAAAUUUUUUUCUAGAAAUUCUGUAGAAUAUACAUUGAUUGAGUCGAAAUAUACAUUCAUAAAUAUUUAUAUACAUA